Messenger RNA from Mustela lutreola (European mink), 4589 nucleotides. It is a transcript of the gene NGLY1, whose product is annotated as N-glycanase 1. NCBI's taxonomy places the organism in Eukaryota, Metazoa, Chordata, Mammalia, Carnivora, Mustelidae. Gene Ontology annotation, cellular component: cytoplasm; nucleus; cytosol. Gene Ontology annotation, biological process: protein deglycosylation; glycoprotein catabolic process; protein quality control for misfolded or incompletely synthesized proteins. The record is from RefSeq and is a predicted model, not a curated record. The transcript has 14 exons. The coding region runs from base 372 to 2105 and encodes 577 amino acids. Gene Ontology annotation, molecular function: peptide-N4-(N-acetyl-beta-glucosaminyl)asparagine amidase activity.
CAAGCAUGGCGGCAGCGGCGCUGGGCGGCUCGUCGUGUUCCGCGUCCCCGGCGGUGGCCGAGCUGUGCCAGAACACCCCGGAGACCUUUCUGGAGGCCUCCAAGCUGUUGCUCACCUAUGCGGACAACAUCCUCAGGAAAUUGCCCCACCGACACCAGCCUUUAGCAGCCAUCAACAUUGAGGCAAACCCUCCACCAGCAAAAAGAUUACAAUUCACUGAAAAUUCGUAUGGUAGUUAACAUUUUUUAGCAUUAAAGUAUGUUUAAUUAAGAAACCCUAAUGAUGAAAAAUAUAGAUCUAUCCGGAUUGGAAACACAGCUUUUUCUACUAGACUCUUACCUGUUAGAGGAGCCGUUGAAUGUUUAUUUGAAAUGGGCUUUGAAGAGGGAGAAACACAUCUUAUCUUUCCCAAAAAAGCUUCAGUGGAACAGCUGCAAAAAAUUCGUGACCUAAUUGCCAUAGAGAGAAGUAGCAGAUUGGAUGGAUCAAAUAAGAGUUACAAAGUUGAAUUAUCUCAGCAACCUGCAUCCAGGACCCAGCUUCCUGUAACACAGCCUUCAAAUCCUAGUGGGUUAACCCAGCAUGCAGGGAACAGUGAAGGACAGUCAUCAAAUCCACCAACUGCUUCAACGGUUACUACUGAUUCAGUCAUUCUAAAAGUUCUCCGGUCCAACAUUCAGCAUGUUCUGGUCUAUGAGAACCUUGCUCUCCAGGAGAAAGCACUGGCUUGUAUUCCAGUCCAAGAAUUAAAAAGGAGAUCUCAAGAAAAGUUAUCUAGAGCUAGAAAAUUGGAUAAAGGUACUAAUGUAAGUGAUGAGGAUUUUCUUCUGCUGGAGCUUUUACACUGGUUUAAGGAAGAAUUUUUUCAAUGGGUCAAUGACAUUUUGUGCAGCAAAUGUGGAGGCCAGACUAAGUCUAGAGGUGAAUCACUAUUCCCCAAUGAUGAUGAGAUGAAGUGGGGUGCAAACAGAGUAGAAGAUCAUUACUGCAGUGCAUGCCAGUUCAGCAAUCGAUUCCCAAGAUAUAAUAACCCUGAGAAACUUUUGGAAACAAGAUGUGGACGGUGUGGCGAGUGGGCCAAUUGUUUUACACUGUGCUGCCGAGCCUUAGGGUUUGAAGCUCGCUAUGUUUGGGAUUACACAGACCAUGUCUGGACAGAAGUCUAUUCUCCUUCUCAGCAGCGGUGGCUGCACUGUGACGCCUGUGAAGAUGUCUGUGAUAAGCCACUCCUUUAUGAAAUUGGGUGGGGCAAGAAGCUUUCCUAUGUCAUUGCAUUUUCUAAGGAUGAGGUGGUUGAUGUCACUUGGCGAUAUUCUUGUAAACAUGAUGAGGUAAUCUCCAGAAGAACUGAGGUUAAAGAAGAAUUACUUCGAGAAACUAUUAAUGGACUUAAUAAACAGAGGCAAAUAUCUCUGUCAGAAAACAGAAGAAAAGAACUUCUCCAGAGGAUUAUUGUGGAGCUUGUUGAAUUUAUAUCUCCCAAAACCCCUAAACCUGGAGAACUUGGUGGAAGAAUAUCUGGGUCAGUGGCUUGGAGAGUAGCCCGUGGUGAAAUGGGUCUAGAGAGAAAAGAAACCCUGUUCAUUCCCUCUGAAAAUGAGAAGAUUUCGAAACAAUUCCACCUUUGUUAUAAUAUUGUGAAAGAUUGUUAUGUCCGAGUUUCAAAUAAUAAUCAAACCAUUUCCGGAUGGGAGCAUGGUGUGUGGAAAAUGGAAUCCAUAUUCAGAAAAGUUGAAACAGACUGGAACAUGGUGUAUUUAGCCCGAAGGGAAGGAUCAUCUUAUGCUUAUAUUUCCUGGAAGUUGGAGUGUGGGUCAGUUGGCCUAAAAGUAGAUAGCAUUUCCAUUAGAACAAAUAGUCAAACCUUUCAGACUGGAACAAUACAGUGGAAAUUGCGAUCUGAAGCAGUUCAAGUAGAACUGUCAGGCGACAAAACUCUUCGCUCCUAUCAUGAUUUUUCUGGUGCCACUGAAGUUAUUUUGGAAGCAGAAUUAAGCAGAGGAGAUGGUGUUGUUGCUUGGCAACAUACCCAGCUGUUUAGACAAAGCUUAAAUGACCAUGAAGAAAAUUGUUUGGAGAUAAUUAUAAAAUUCAGUGACCUUUGAGAACCUGAACAUUAUAGAAAAGCCGGCAAUAAUCAAGGACUUACCAUGUUCUAAAGUAGUCUGUUGGUUCAGUGCAUGCUUAGUUGGCAAUUUACUACCCUCUGCUAGCAUAUUUCUUUUGCUGGCUAUCCAUCAUGUACCCCUCAUGAAAAUAUAUCUUUAUACUAUGGACCAUAAUGAAACCUUGAAUCAAAAGCUCCCUUCCAUAUGUGACUGUAAUUUGAAGUAAAGUCUUACUGCCUCAAUAUGAGAUUUUAAUUUAAAACUGUAAGUAUAAUUUUAAAAGUAAAAUGAAGGUAUUCAUGAUGAAAUGCUAUUCAUGAUUAUGAUAUAAUCUUAAGCUAAUAAUAGUAAUAUGAUGGUUUUUGAUCAGCCAUUAAUUUCUUCAUAAGUAAUUAGAUUUCCCAAGAUUUUUAAUUUUUAAUAAAUGUGAAAGUAUAGUAUCUCAUGAGUUAUAAUGCAUGAACAUUUUUAUGAUUGUAAAUACAUAGGUAUUUAAGAAAUAAAAUGAAUUAUUUUGCCUUAUAUCAUUUUAGUGUUUACUUUGGCUAAAUAAGAAUCUUUAUUAAAGGUAUGCUAAAUAUUGAAAAUUGUUGGAAUAGACGAAUGUUAGGAAAACAUUUAACAUUGACUGUGUAUAUUCAGAAAUUCAUUAUAAAUCCAUGUGUGGACAUUUCAGAAUAUGCUUUACUUUUGAGUUUACUUUUGAGUAUUUCUAUCUACCUCAUUGAAUAAAGAUCUGUUCCUGUCUUUGAAACUAUGUAACUAGAUUCUGCAGUAUAUGCUCAUCAAGAGUUUUUGGUGUGUCCAUAUAACCUCCCCAGUUGAAUUUAGUGAACAUUUAAGUGUUUGUGUUCAAGCAUUGUGAUACCACUGAAGGAGGCAAAGGUUAGAAGGACACAGUUCCUGUACUCUCACUCUUUGUAAUGUUCUGCAAAGUGAGUUCUUAACUCUUCAUACAAAAAAAGUACAUUCUGAGAGAUUCUUAUCCUGUGUAACUCCAUAGGAUAUUCAUGUGCAUUUAAAAAAAAAAAAGAUGCACUAAGAUGCUGAACAAAAUUCUUAUAUUUGUCUUUUAAUUAUAGUCAAACUGUUGAUCAGUUUCUUGCUAAAAAGUUACAUUUCAAAAAAAUUUUCCUGCAUCUAAAGGUAUGCAUCUUAAUAUUAAAAAGGUUUCUGGAAUUCUCCUGCAUUAAUCAUAGCUUCAUAUAGUGGCCAAAUACAUAAAAUUGGAGAGCCUUGACUCUACGUGUCUUGAGGUAUCUGGUAUUGACACAGGAGUAUUGUGAUUGAGCAGGUGGCCCAACCUUCUUAACCUCAUGAGAAAACCUAGAGAUUGGCAAGCAUAAAGAUGUAAGAAAAAUGUCAAUCUCAACUGAAUGUACCUUAUCUGUGAAAAGAGUACAUUCUAAUUUUUACUGUGGCUGUAAGCAGAAAAAUGGAGUUCAAAUGUCUUAUUUUUAUAGAUGUGAAAUGUUGAAAAGGAAAAGUGGUUCACACUUUUCUUACGUGUAUUCCAUGAGAGUCUCAACCCCAAGGGUACCCAAUACAUAAUAAUAGAUAUUUUAUUAUACAGAAAAUGUUGGCAAUAGUACAGAAAUCACGGAGCAAAGCAAUUCUUGGUAAUGUAUAAAGCUAAGUGACAGUAAACUGGUAAGGCCAAAUUGGCAAGGAAGGGCUGAUAGGAGAGCCAGCCUCAAACCGACACUUGUGUCAAAGCACAGUUUGUGUAGCCGUCCUCUGGGAUCCUCUCGCUUAGAGGAGUACAUGGUGUGCUGUGCUGAGAGUGACUGCCAGGGCAGGGCGGGUGUAACUGCACCACCUUCUGGAAACAGGCUCUGUCUGGUUGAGUAGCUUUCUACUGCCAUUGCUCAUUGUUUAAAAAGGCUGUUUACUCUGGCUUCAGUUCAGGUCCCAUCGUGGUAAUUUUACAGCCUGCUUUCUGUUACAGUGAGUUUGGGUAGAGAGUGGUUUAAAAAAGGACUUGUGCUGGAAUUCACAUUCUCAAGACGAACAAGAAGCUUACAACUGAUAAAAUUGUGAAUUUUAUCAGUUUGCAAGGAAAAGAAGUGCCUCAUGUUGAAGGAGGGUUAGAGAACCAUUUAUCAUGGACUUUUGGAAUAGGAAGCAUUGUUGGUGAUCAUUUCACCCUGAAUCCUCACUUCCCACUGAGGAAACUCAAACCCAGAGAAGUUAAAUGACCUAUGUAAACAAUGAGUUGCUGUUUUAGUGAGUGUUUCAUGAAUAUAGAUACUUCUGUAGGAAUGUUCAAGUUGAGGUGUUAAAAUUGAUAUUAGAAUCAAUGAUUUUUCUACCUAUAGGUAAGCUUUCCUAGAGAACAAAUCUACUGUAAUUUGAUGAUGGAUUGUCUAGAUACGGUUGCUUUGGUGUUUCUGUGAUAAUUUUUUAAAGACUUUUUUUUCCUCUGUAACAAUAAAUUGUAUGUUGAUUUUAUAGUCCAAGUGAAUACACUCUUCUAAGCUA